This is a messenger RNA of Clavispora lusitaniae ATCC 42720, 759 nucleotides long. RefSeq names its product guanine nucleotide exchange factor. Gene Ontology annotation, biological process: cytosolic ribosome assembly; ribosome biogenesis. The record is from RefSeq and is a predicted model, not a curated record. Lineage: Eukaryota; Fungi; Ascomycota; Pichiomycetes; Serinales; Metschnikowiaceae.
AUGGCCGUCAUCAACCAGCCUUCGGGCCAAAUCAAAUUGACCAAUGUGUCACUUGUCCGCAUGAAGAAAGGCAAAAAGCGGUUUGAGAUUGCCUGUUACCAGAAUAAAGUCCAAGAUUGGAGACUGAAGGUGGAGAAAGAUCUUGACGAGGUUCUUCAAAUUCCACAAGUAUUCACCAAUGUUUCAAAGGGCCAAGGAGCCAACAAUGACGAUUUGAUGACAGCCUUCGGAACGACAAACCAAGAUGAGAUUAUUCUUGAGAUCUUGGACAAGGGCGAGAUCCAGCUCAACGAAAAAGAACGCAGUGCCAACUUGCAACAGAAACAAAACGAGUUUCUCAAUUUGAUCUCUACAAAGUGCCUUAAUCCCCGGUCGAAGAAAAGAUAUCCACCCAGCAUGAUCCAAAAGGCGUUGGGUCAAUUGAAAUUCCAUUUGAAUCCCAACAAGCCGACAAAGACGCAAGCACUAGAUGCCAUCAAGCUAUUGAUAGCCAAACAGGUCAUCCCCAUUGCGCGAGCACAGAUGAAAGUGAAAAUCACAGUGUUGGCCAGGGUCCAUGAUGCAUACACUCAGCAUAUCGUGCCACUACUUGAUAAAGUGGAACUGGAAAACGCAGGGCCCAAGUUGUUUGAGGCUGUGGCGAUCAUUGAUCCUUCCAACUACAAGAACAUUGUGGAUAUUUUGCUGGGCGAGAGUGGCCAGGUGAAGAAGGGAGAGGGUUCAGUUGAGGUGUUGGAUAUGGCAGCGGUGCAAGAAUGA